AUGGUGGCCACCCGUCGCAGUGCUCGCCGGACAAAGAGCAACAUCGAAUUGCGAGAUCUGUUCAGGCAACGAUCGGUGUCGCCCACGGAAACUACAGCCACUAGCAGCAACAGCGAGACCAAUGACACUGACACUGAAACCAACGAGAAUGAAUCCGACUUUUCUCUUGAAGCUUUUCUGUCGUCCCUGAACGACACGGUUGGUUGCCGACCAAGAUGGUCGUCGGGGAUGCCCAUUUUUGAUUUCAUUGUUGACGGCAACAAAUCCUUGCCUUCCGGCUGGCUCCGUAGUUUGCUGGUUGUGAAAACGCCACCAAGUCUUGCAGACAAUGAGAAAAAUCUUCUUCUUUUUCUCUUUUUGAGCCUGUCAGGGGCCGGUGGGAAACUCGAUGGGCACUCUCCAAGCGACAUCCUGUCGCAUGCAUGGGGUGUAGUCUCUCUAACAAUCCGCAGAGCCUGCUUAUCGGCCUUGAAAGUUGAUUUCCUCACUUGGAUUACUUCUAGCGGGAGUGGAAACAAAGACAAUGAAUGCAACAAAAAGCGGUCUGCUUGGCUUCAGGAAGGGGCACCCCACCAACAAGAUGAGGGCUUCUCACCACCCCUUGUCAGAGUCCCGAAGCGACGGGACAUGCGUCCAACUCCUUUGGUUGCGGCAGCCCCGGGAGAAUUCAAUUCACCUGUCAGCACGAUGUCCCAACCUGCAGCAGAAGACCUUUGUUCUCCCGUCAGCAGUGGCACUUUGGAGGUCGAAGACGACUUUCUAUCGCCAAGGAUUUCGCCUCAAAAUGAACGCGAUCAGAAUGGAAGGCACGAUGGGACUCGUCUUGAUUUCAGUCGAGCUGAAAACAGGCAUGCAUCAACCCAGACUGACAAUUCGUCUCCAUCGUUGAGUAAUUCUAUUGAUGAGAGCACGCAGACUGAUCUCGCUGGACGCCUUCGUUCAGAAAUGAAUGCAGACACCAUCAGCAAAGAGUCCGAGGAAGAAAUGUGCCGAGCCCUCUAUUAUCUCUUCAAAAAGAAAAGGAAAUCUCUUUCUCGUGCUGGUGCUGGUGGCAACAACGACAUCAACGACGACGACAGUAACAACGACUUAGCCCGGGUGACAAAAGCUCGCUUGGCUGCAUCAGCUGAGGUUAUCACAUUGCGACCGUUUCGUAAUGGAAGCCCCAUGAAGAUAUUGAGAAUCAAAGAAUCAAGGCAUGGUGCUGGCGAUAAGAAAGCAAGAAAGUUUCGUUCUAAAGGACACCUUGUCGAGGCUUUGGUCUCAAACCUUGGUCUCUCGUCCGAGGAAACAGUCAGGCUACUCGAGCGUAUCCUUGUCGGAUACCGCAAAGAGAGUGAUGGUCGACUCAGCAUUGCACAAUGUGCAGCAUUGAUGCUGUACCUGCCGGUGACCGCCAGAGGCCUCGAACGCUUGCAGAGGUUUGUCAAGUGGGCUUUGCCCAGCGUCGGACCAACCAUGUUUCCACCAUCAUUGAGAAAGAAGAUAGCAAUGUACUCUAUGGAUACGGUCGAUCUGAAACUCGGCUUCGAGUUGGUGUCACUCGAAAUUGGUGGAAGCACAAGAAACCAACGUUGUUUGCAUGUUUGGGUAAAAGACCCAGCUGCUGCAAUCGAACGCCUUGCCCAGAGUGCUCUCGUUGCUGGGAAGUUUGAAGCCUCCCUAUCAUUCAGUAAUCACAGGGACACACUUGUUGUUGUUCAAGGCUCCGAUCGCGGUGGAGAUAUCACAUCCAACCUUGUUCGCAUCGCUAAUCGGUCAGCCGGCAACAGCUCUCAACACUGCCUGCCGCUUUCUUUCUAUGAAUUUGGGAAAGAGAGUUACUUCAACCUACGGCAGACUAUUUUCAACCCGCACAAACCAACACGCGAAUUCCUCCAGCUGCUGUUAGAUGGAGAAUUUCACAUGAUCGUUGUCACAAUCCACGACAAUAACAACAAUGGUUUGGUUUUGGAUUCUCAAUGUUUGAUGCUUCGAUUUGUAUUCCCUUCUUCUGCCAUUACUGAUCAUCGACGGCUGUUUUUGGUUCGGUACGACGAAGACGCAGCUGCUCACAAUGAAGAUGCAUCUGCUCAGGAUGAUGCUGAAAUGAGGAUAUUGCCUCGAGCAGUGCGCCUCCUUGACGCAAACGAGGAAAUGUCGGAAUCAAGUCGCGACGUGACUCGCCUGACCCUACAAUUGGUCGAGGAUUCCGAUGGCGAUGACAACUCUUACAGCGGCUUCAUUCUGCGAAAUUGCUUCAACCGAAUUGUCUGCACAGAGUCAUUUUCCGAAGUGCUUGUUGGAGGAGCCGACAAGAGCGUAAGAAUGCAAUGCCUGCACGCUAUCGGCUGCACAUCAGAUGAUAUUAAAUGCAAUGCAACUCUCAUGGGUCAGGGAACUGCGUCGGUGAUGUGUCCGUGCACAAUCUGUGUUGCAAAGAAAAAAGACUUCGCUUCCUACCUGACCAAGCCUCGAGAAGAACAACCAUCCAACCGGGAGGGAGACUAUGCCAAUCCAAAGAUGUACAAAGCAUUCAUGGCAGAAGCGAAAGGACGAGCUGAGUGGGUGCGGCUGAACUCUACGGGCCAGGCGAGGACACUCAAAAUAAAGUAUUGCAGUGUCACUCAUGAACCAUUGUUGUACACUCCUCCAUCAAUGAACACUUGCUCUGGAAUGCACGUGUCUAGUGGGCUAUUAACCCAUCUUACAGUCAAGAUGUUGGAUCUUAUGGGUGAAAUUGACAAAACAACAACAUGGAUGAUCGAGUUGCCGGCUAAGCUGGACGAAGCAAAGGAAUUCAUCAAAAGCGCAACAGCUUCCACGGACAAACUUCGAAAGCAAGAUGCGAAGCUUGUACGCGAUAUUUUUGCAGCAAGAGGCAUGGCACGACCUGGAUGCGCUCAAAUGAUCACUCAGCUCGAAGCAGAUCGCGAUGAGAUAGCCUCGAUGUUGACGGCAUCAACGAAAGCAAGAGAUGCUGCGAAGCUGUUUACGGAGAAAGGAGCCGAGUUCUUGGCAGGAGCAGCCAAAAAGUCCAAGACGCGCAUCCUUGGCCCAGCAACCUACUGCUUCCGAAAGACGUACGAGGUUGAUGGAAGAGUGCCUUUCCGAGUUGAAAACAGUGGCUUCGAGCUUUCUAAUGCAGAUGGCAUCAAAGUUUUGGAAAGGAUAGACAAGAUUGACGAACGAAUGAAACGAGUUUUCGACAACCCACAGAUGCAGGCAUCCAUUGACCAUUUGAUGAACAAAUUCGUCAAAAUGGCACGGUUGCUCUAUCGCAUGUCAGUCAUGAUGAAGAGCCAAAAAAAAUGGUCUACGGAAAACUGUGAUCAGUUCGAAUCGACGUCGAAAGAGUAUGCAAUGCUUUGGCUUGAGCUUUCAGGAGAGGGCGAUACCCAAUCAAACAAUCCGGCUAUUUUCAACAAACUGCAUGUGUUAGUAACACACGUGCCGCAAUUUGUGAGACGACACCGAAUGCUUGGACGUUGCUCUGAAGAGGGUUUCGAAUCGUCUCACAAGUGCAUUGAGUCAGUUCGGAAACCACUCAAAUGCAUGACGUCGACAGAGGACAGAGCCAACACCAUCUACCGAAGGAUUUUGCUUCAGUCUAGGCCUGAAAUUGAAAGGACAUUCGAAAGCAUCAACAACCACUACAGGAACAACAAGCGCGGCCCUUACAACAAAGAUCCCUCGAAGAUGAAGACUGCGGAUGCCGCAAAAGCAGCCAGAGAGGUUGGCUGUUCUCUCUCUCUUCCCGAAGGAUUCCUUCCAUCUAUCAAUGGAUACGUAGUCAAAGAAUCAUGGAAAGACGAGUUUGAGUAUGUUUGUUUCAGUAAAGUCCCACAAUCUUGGUCCAAAACCUUCACAAACGACGAGCGAUUGGGUGAAGGGUGUCGGACGACGACCGAAUACCUCUAG
Molecule: messenger RNA, 3900 nt
Organism: Seminavis robusta
Lineage: Eukaryota; Bacillariophyta; Bacillariophyceae; Naviculales; Naviculaceae
Source: the annotation of a GenBank genome assembly